This is a messenger RNA of Verruconis gallopava, 774 nucleotides long. RefSeq lists its product as uncharacterized. Lineage: Eukaryota; Fungi; Ascomycota; Dothideomycetes; Venturiales; Sympoventuriaceae. The coding region runs from base 1 to 774 and encodes 257 amino acids. The transcript has a single exon. The record is from RefSeq and is a predicted model, not a curated record. Gene Ontology annotation, cellular component: membrane.
AUGUCUGCAUCCAUGAACACCAUCCUCGUCAUCGGAGGCACGUCUGGCAUCGGCGAGAACUUUGCCAGGCGCUUCCACAAAAUGGGAAAGAGCGUGAUCGUCACCGGCAGACGCGAGCAGAAACUUGCCGAGCUGAAGGAUUCCAUGAGCGGACUGCAGACGUACGUCUUCGACAUGACCGACCUGACAGCCAUACCGGCCCACGUGGAAGAGCUCUUCACGAGGUUCCCGAGCAUCAACACGGUGUGGAUCAACGGUGGCAUCCAGUACUCGUCCGAUGUCAAAGACCUUGCUUCGACCACCGACGCAAAAGUCGUCGCGGAGAUCACCACGAACGUGACCGCUCCCAUCUUGAUUGGACGCCACGUAAUCCCCAGGCUCCUGGCCCAGAAGGGGGAGACCGUCUUCAUGAUCACCUCGUCCGGUCUUGGCUACGUUCCCGUCGGCGCCAUGUUCCCCGUGUACUGUCCCACCAAAGCAGCGGUGCAUGACUACAUGGUAGGCGUCCGGCAAGCCUUGAAGGGCACCAACGUGAACGUCAUCGAGAUCGUGCCUCCUUACGUGGGCGGCACGCAGCUGGGAGCCGAGCACGAGCACAAGGUCCGGCACUUGAAGCCUUUGCCAAUGAACGAGUUCGUCGACGAGAUCUUUGGCGUGCUGGAUAACAGCGACGCAAAGGACCUGAAGGAAGUUGCUGUCGGCACGGCCGUGCCGCGCGUCAAGGCUUGGAGAGACGGCAUCGGCGCCAUCCUGGCGCAAGGACUUGGAGGCUGA